This is a messenger RNA of Mytilus californianus (California mussel), 589 nucleotides long. RefSeq lists its product as uncharacterized. The transcript is spliced from 2 exons. NCBI's taxonomy places the organism in Eukaryota, Metazoa, Mollusca, Bivalvia, Mytilida, Mytilidae. The record is from RefSeq and is a predicted model, not a curated record. Bases 1 to 489 code for a protein of 162 amino acids.
AUGAACUAUGUAAAAUUGAUGUUCAAACGUUUGUAUAGUGAAGAAGGACUGCAGGAACAAGGCACCCUAAAAUGUGAAGCAAAUAGGGUUCUAAGAACGAGUUUGAACCCAAAUGUUAAUGAGCAUUUUGAUGCAGAUAAGGACUUUAUUGUGUCAUUCACAGAUGCAUAUAUUGUUGAGGCCAUUACCCAUUUUUUUGAUAUGGAAAGUGUGUUUUCUGCACCAAGAAAAAAUGUAUUACCUGACAAUGUUUGUACAGAGGACCAAAAGAAGGAACGGGUGAUGGAUAUGUUCCAAAAAAUUGUUGAAAUCUAUGUGUGGGAUAAAGAGAACAAACAAAACCAAGAGGAUAAUGUUGAAGUUGAUGGUGUUGUCAUUCCAAUUCAACUAAGUAAUGGAAAGAGACGGUCCUAUGUAAUUAAAAAGGCACAGAAAUCACAAACACCACAAGAAGACAAAGUGAAAAAAUUAUGGACAUUUAUGUCUUGAACUUGGGUUACAGUUCAAGGCAAUACUGGAUCUUUGCAAACUGCCAGAUAGGGAUCGUGGUCUACGACUAUUGAAAGUUUGCAUGAUACAUUUCAAGGCA